Paramormyrops kingsleyae is the source of this 6349-nucleotide messenger RNA. RefSeq names its product forkhead box P1b (gene foxp1b). Gene Ontology annotation, cellular component: nucleus. The record is from RefSeq and is a predicted model, not a curated record. Gene Ontology annotation, biological process: regulation of transcription by RNA polymerase II. Gene Ontology annotation, molecular function: RNA polymerase II cis-regulatory region sequence-specific DNA binding; DNA-binding transcription repressor activity, RNA polymerase II-specific. Lineage: Eukaryota; Metazoa; Chordata; Actinopteri; Osteoglossiformes; Mormyridae.
UAUUUUAACAAUCGCCUUUCUCCAAUGCAAACCUCUCCCCCUGAAAGAAAUGCGUGCACGAUCACGCCUUGUACCCCAAAGACCGUUAUCACUUUAAUUAUUGCUGAAUGCUCAUCUACUUUUUUUUCCUUCUAAAUAUUCAAUGAAGACCGGCAAUGAAUGUUAUUUACCCAGCAGGUGGAUAUGACGUAAUGGACUUGGAACAUCAAAAAAUAACAACAUCCAAAUCCGCGAUCCCCCUUUUCUUUCAAGGCGCAUUAAAAUGUAAUAACAUCACAAGGCGCUCGCCUUCAUACUCGAGGCAGAAGGUGGUGUGAAACUGUACAUUGCCUCCGUGUAACGUUGCACCGCGAGUAUCCAGCAGAGUUAGUCCCAGGAGCGGAGUAAUAUUGUUAGUGUUUACAGCGUGGCUGUUGCAUGCUUGCCUCGUACACAAGAUCGCAUGUAUAGUUCAUUAUUUCAAGCACAAGAAUUUUUUUUUCUCCUGCGCUGAUCUACCAUUUUCCCGCAUACGGUAAAACGGCAUCUGUGACCUGUUGAUGGCUUGCCGUUGAAUGUCCCCUGAAUGGAUGAGAUGUCCAUCUUGCUCACACAGCUGAACACGGGUAAGAAGGCUGAUCUCUUAGAAUCGGAAGUGAAGAUUGCUUUAAGCAAGCAAGCCCUUGUAGAAGGUUUUUAAGUCAUGAUGCAAGAGUCCGGGACGGAGGCCUCGAGUAACGGAUCUGCCAGUCACAACGGCCCGGGCGGCGAGGGCGGCGUGCGGGACACUCGGCUCAAGGGCGACGCCGGCGACGUCAUCACUACAGUCAUCAACACCGCGGACUUCGCGCACCUCCAGCAGCAUCAGGCUCUGCAAGUCGCCCGACAGAUACUCCAGCACCACCAUCACAAUCAGCAUCAGCAGUCUGGGGGAGUCCUGAAGUCCCCCAAACCCAGCGAGAAGCCCUCCGGUCCGCAGGUCCCAGUAUCAGUGGCUAUGAUGACCCCCCAGGUGAUAACGCCUCAGCAGAUGCAGCAGAUUCUCCAGCAGCAAGUCCUGAGCCCUCAGCAGCUCCAGGUUCUCCUCCAGCAGCAGCAGGCACUCAUGUUGCAGCAGCAGCAACUUCAGGAGUUUUACAAGAAGCAGCAGGAACAACUUCACCUUCAGCUCCUACAGCAGCAGCAUGCUGGAAAACAGACCAAGGAGCAGCAGGUCUCGGCCCAGCAGCUUGCCUUCCAGCAGCAGCUCCUCCAGGUCCAGCAGCUCCAGCAGCAGCACUUGUUGAACCUGCAGAGGCAGGGCCUGCUGUCCAUCCAGCCGGGUCAGUCGGCACUGCCCCUGCCCUCCCUCACUCAGGGCAUGAUCCCGGCUGAGCUCCAGCAGCUGUGGAAGGAGGUGACGGCCAUACAUGUCAAGAGCGAGGCUCACAGCGACAGCCCCACCAGCCUCGACCUGUCCUCCCCGGCGGCACCGCCCAAGAACCCGCUCCUCAACCAGCACACACCCACCAACGGCCAGUAUGUGGCACACUCGCUCAAGAGAGAGAGCACCACGCUGGACGAGCCCCCCCACCACAGCCACCCGCUCUACGGACACGGCGUAUGCAAGUGGCCCGGCUGCGAGGCCGUGUUCGACGAUUUCCAGUCAUUCCUCAAGCACCUGAACCAUGAGCACGCGCUGGACGACAGGAGUACGGCCCAGUGCCGGGUGCAGAUGCAAGUGGUCCAGCAGUUGGAGCUGCAGUUAGCGAAAGACAAAGAACGACUGCAGGCCAUGAUGACUCACCUUCAUGUAAAAUCCACUGAGCCCAAGCCCAUCCCCCAGCCGCUGAACCUGGUGUCCAGCGCCACCCUCUCCAAGACGGCUUCGGAGACGUCCCCCCAGAGCUUACCUCAGACCCCAACCACGCCCACGGCCCCGCUGACGCCGCUGUCACAGGGCCCCUCCGUCAUCACCCCCAACAGCCUCCACAGCGUGGGCCCCAUGCGCAGGCGCUACUCGGAGAAGUACAACAUGCCCAUCUCGCCAGACAUCGUCCAGAACAAAGAAUUUUACAUGAACGCUGAAGUGAGGCCCCCCUUCACGUACGCAUCGCUAAUACGGCAGGCCAUCCUCGAAUCUCCCGAGAAGCAGCUAACACUAAAUGAAAUCUACAACUGGUUCACGCGAAUGUUCGCUUAUUUCAGGCGCAACGCCGCCACAUGGAAGGGUGCCGUCCGCACCAACCUCUCACUCCAUAAGUGCUUUGUGAGGGUGGAGGAUGAGUUUGGGUCCUUUUGGACUGUCGAUGACGAGGAGUUUAGGCACGGCCGGCACGUGCAGCGCGGCCGUCCCCGGAAAGGCGCCGGCGACCACCAGCCGCCCCCACAGAGCCCCUCCCUGGUGAAGAACAUCCAGACAAGCCUGGCAUACGGCCCUGCCCUCUCUGCGGCCUUCCAGGCAUCCCUGGCGGAAAAUAACAUACCUCUGUACACUACUGCUUCGAUCGGAAGUCCCACUCUAAACUCCCUGGCCAAUGCCAUCCGAGAGGAGCUGAACGGGGCUAUGGACCACGGCAACAGCAACGGCAGCGACAGCAGUCCGGGCCGCUCCCCUCUGCCAGCUAUGCAUCACAUCAACGUCAAGGAGGAGCCCCUGGACCUCGAGGAGCACGAGGGGCCCCUGUCCCUGGUGACGACGGCCAAUCACAGCCCGGAAUUUGACCCGAGCAGAGAUUACGAGGACGAGCAGGCCCACGAUGACAUGCAGUAGGCUCCACCCCCUUGCCAUGCCCCACGGAGAGGCAGGCCCGAUCAAGACACACGCGGCGUCGUUCCACAGACUCGGAACCGGGCUGGAUCUCCUGUUGAUGGCUAUAAAAUGUUUCAAUUGACUUUUAGUGCCAUUAAAUACAUUAAAAAACGACAGAAUAUCCCAUUUGGGAUUUUUUUUUUAUUUCUACUUUUUGUUUAAGGAAGAGAGAGAAUUAAUUUUUACUGAAGACACGUCGGACGGAUGCGUUUGGUACCUGGGACUUGACGUGGUGUGUGGUUCCCGAACUGGGCUGGACUGGGACCUCGUCCGAGGGACCUUGUCGGUUUGCAUGUCCGCGUGGAUUCAGGUCACUGUCACUGUCACUGCCUGCAGUUUGCAUCAGUUUGUUUCCAUUGAGGUUAGAAGGAUGUUUUGGUGGGGGUGGGGGGGGGGGCUGUAUAAUCUGUAUGUGACCUUUAUUUUCUUUGUUUGUUUCCAUAUUCAAACAACUACUUUAUUAUUUUUUUCAAACUGACCAAAACUCAAACUGUGGACAGGAUAUCUGUGGUCAGAUGAUGAAUGUUUUUCCUGAUUUCUUUGUACACGAGAGCUGAAUGUCGAAUACCAGGUAGUGUUUCUCUGUCCUGUGUUGCCCGUGAUUUGGAGACACCUGUCUCACUCGUCACACCACCUCCCCAGCAGCAUUUCGGCACCCCCCCAGCCCCCCAGCAGAAAUGCACUAUUCACAAUGAAGGCUCCAUCUAUGCAUCUAUGAAGUGUCUCCUCUCAGCGGGAAUGUUCGGCGGGCGGCAGAGAUGGGGCGCCUUACGGGGCCCGCGGUGAGCUCACACCGGGGCGCGCCUCCCUCUCCCCUUUGUUCCGGCUCCUUUGAAGCCCCUGGAGGAUGUCAGGUACGCAGAGCCGCUGGGCGUAUUCGUACCUGCAGAUGCCCUGCGUCUUGAGCGCGGCUGCGGCAUCUCCAGGGAGACCCGCAGCUCGGCCAUCCGAUGGAGAUCUUAGGGCCGUCACUGGACAAAGCCGUCCUGCUAGUUGGCGUCUGGCCACCAUCAGUGCGAUGCCCACGGUGUGACCCUUUUAAGCAUACAGGGAGCUUUGCACACGCAUUCCUUAAGCUGCCCACCUCUGCCGCCGGAACCUGGGCCUCUCUGUCCGACCCAAACUCCUAUUAAAUUAAAUAUGUCAAAGUUAUGCCCACAACCAAACACUUUGCUCUUUAUUAACCUUUGGGUUGUCAAGGUCUCAGACGAUCCUGUUGCCAGGAUACGUACCUGAAGUACCUUGACUAGUGACUACCAAAGAAAUAAUAGAGAAUAAACAGAAUGGUGUCUAGCCUAUAGCGGGUGAAUUAGAGAGCAGGCCUCACUCUUUUAAACUUUUAUAAAGCCAAAGGUGUGACUCGUGGUGACCGAAACAGAAAAGCCGUUUGUGGUGGGGGGGGGAGGGGGCGGGGUUUAGCUGGACACACGACCAAAUUGGGCAGUCAUCUUUGGGCCAAUCAGAAGGGACCGUUCCAUCUUCAAAAGGUAGCUGUACGACAUGGGGCGUGACGGUUCUGAUGCAUGCUGUCACUCUUAUUCACAAGCAGACAUGGGAGUUCUAUGGAGAACAAUGUGAACCAUUAUAUGCUUCAACUGGACCACAGAAAUGAUGAAAUGUUUCCUGCUUCUAAGUUUGUGACCUUCAAGGAAAGAUUGUAUGUCACGCCCAUCCUCUACUCCAGUCCACGUAGCUGGACUGAAUUCUUUGUUAACCUUGUUUAGCGUCUGUCAACUUUAUUACUUUUUAUAUUAAAAAAAAACACUCCUGUCAACUAAUAAGCUGGGUACCAGGUACUUUACGGCAGUUCUUUAGGUUUCACCGCAUCUAUUAAUGAAUCAGAAGGGGCUCGCUGGGUAUAGAGGCAGCGUCUCCUGGCCGGGCAGUGAUGGUGAGAAUGGGUCCGGCUCACUCCGGCCCGGCGCCGGUCAGCUUGCUCUCUGAAGGGGGAUGAGGCUGGUAGAUUAGGACAUUGGCAGCAUGUGUGUAGCUCGACAUUACUAAAACUAACAGCAUGAGAAAACUCUUAGUACGCAUACCUCAGUUCAGACCUAUAGGGAAUGAUUCAAUUUCUAAAGAAAAAAAGGAAUAAAAAAACAUUUCACUCAGUUGCACUUAGUCGUGUGUCUUUGCAUGUUUAGUCUAAAACUAGCAACAAAAAAAAUAUAUGAAAAAUGCAAAAAAAAAAAUAAAUAAAUUAGAGCUUGUUUAUCUGGAGGGUCUCGCGUCCUGUUGGCCAGACCAGUGCAAACCUCAGGCUUUGUUCAUGAAGACAUCUUCAGCAUCCAUGAAGCCCUGUCCUCUCCAUGUGUCUGCUGGGUGAGCAGAACUAGGCUGUACAUACAUGUCCGUAUAACCUCUGUGCGUCUCGGUUUUUUUUUUUAAUGGGUCUUUCCUUCCGAUGGUAAAAGUACAUCUGUGUUGUUACGUUUGUUUUUUUUCUCUCAAUGGUUUUGUAUGUACUAUUAAAAUAGUUAUGGAAAAAAACUGCUGUAUGUAUCAGAUUAGCAAACUGUUCCGCAAAAUGUAUUUUACUGAUUAAUCCUGGCUUUUAUGACAUUCAGACAAGCAGUCAGCGGUUCAUGGGGGUGGGUAAGAGUGCGAUUAUCCUACAUUUUGGAUUUUAAACUGUAAAAUAGGGGAGAAAAAGGACUUUUCUCUUACUGUUGACCUAAACAUUUUGUACAGAUUUCCUUUCUCUUUUGUGUUAAGACUGUUUUUUGAUACUUCCCUGCUUUCGACUCUCCGGGCCGCUUCCGCUGCUGGCUGCUCAGCUGUACAUAGUGGGGUGUCCGGCCGGUCGCCAUGGCAGCACCCCCCCAGGGGAGUGUCCCCACCACGGAUGCACCAGUGCACCCAGGGUGUAUAUUCUGGGGACGUAUCGGCGUUUUGUAUAAAACCCAUAGGACAAAAAAAAAUAUAUGCAGUGCCAAGAUGUAAAGAAUAUCCGUAAUGUCCCUCGUUUUGAUUCAGAUUAUUUUUUCCCAAAGCAAACAACUCAUAUGAGAGGCGUUUCACCGAACCAGCCAGUAUCGCCGUUAGGGGUGUGAGCAAAAAAUAUUUAGUUAAACAAAGGGAAAUAUAAUUCUGUUUAUCUUUUUUAAUGGUCGCUAAAGCCAAGCACAGCAGGUAGAGGUACCCACGUGAGCACACGGGUCACCGGUGAAGUGAUUAUGAGAAGUGGUUCCUUAAUAUACCUUCGCUGUAGAAUAUAUUAGACUUGGUUUAAAGAAAAAAGAAAAGGCCUCUUUUAGUUUGUGUUUAUGGCGGCUGCUGUCACAUUCCCAAGAGAGCCUCCAGAAGCCAUGCUGAUUGGCCUCGGAUCCAUCGCCCAUCACAUCCUUGUUUAACCCUUUAGUACAAGGUGCCACUUCUGGGGGAAGGGUCAAGGAGUUUGCGCAGUGCUUCUGUGUUCCUGUGGCGAGGUAGCUUUCUGUUUGAGGCGUGAAAGCGGCCGCUUAUCGCCUCUGUCGGUCUGUUUGUACGUCCUCCAUGAUCCCAUGUCUGUUUCUGCAGACGCGUAUGUUGUACAGUCGGUCUUUAACUGACUCUGAAAUGCAAUAAAAUGCUGGUUGUUCA